Aspergillus niger is the source of this 1056-nucleotide messenger RNA. RefSeq lists its product as uncharacterized. Bases 1 to 1056 code for a protein of 351 amino acids. The record is from RefSeq and is a predicted model, not a curated record. NCBI's taxonomy places the organism in Eukaryota, Fungi, Ascomycota, Eurotiomycetes, Eurotiales, Aspergillaceae. The transcript has 8 exons.
AUGACCACCAGGGUUACCGCCGAGAAGGGGAGGGAGGGGGGUUGCGCCGGCAAGGAAGAUGAGGAGAGAGAGAGAGGGUGCAGUCACGCCUCCUGGCUCUUCGCACGUACUGAAUGGAUGGGAUGGAGGCAGGUUACUAAGGUGGUAGUACCAGUGAGUUGCUUAGCUCUGGGACCCGGACCACCGCCUGGAAUAAGGCUAGUGCGCAGCACUAAAAAGAACUCGUUCGCUAUGAGCAGAUCCAAUCAAUCCGCCCUCCAAUGUCCAGAAUAUACAGGGCGGCAGACGAGCAUAAAAGCAUAUGCGACCGGCACGAUCUGGAGGUCAAGUCUGGGGAUGAUCGCAGGAAUGGAAGGGUUCGAGCGUGUGAAGUGCAGGCUGUUUGAAAGUAGGGGAUCACGUGGCAAAGGUCACCGGUCAGACAGCCCGGUAGAUGGUCGGGAUGAGCGACAGGGGAGCACGGAAGUCAAGGGGAAUCAGCCCAGGUGCGGUGGUGUUUUGAUGUGGUCAAGCAAGCCGGUUGAUGAUAGUGGAGAGGAAUUAGCAGAAGAAUACGCAGAGCCCGAGGGGGCUGCAGAAUUGGGGCCAGACACUCUCAGAACUGCUACGACUGGCUGGUCCAGCAUUGGGACGGAGAUGCCCCGUACCUUGAAGUUUGCACGCCCUGAUUACCCCCCAUUGGAACCGGUUAAUCACUAUGAGGUCUGUCGUACCAACUUAUCUUUGCCGGCACCCAUGGUGAUGGUGAACCACGCUCCUCAGAGAAUUCAGAUUAACUACUAUUGCACAGACAUGUGGAUGAUAAGGAUACCAGCAGGAUCCCCCAUACUUCAUUUGAUUCAGACUGAUCCUUCGACUCGAGGUCAUCCGGAACACGUUCCGACUCGUGAACAGGCCUAUGCCGUCCUAUGUAGCAGUCGCACCCAGUUAGAAAUAUCACCAAAAUUGGGAGAAGUUAUGAAAGGACCUUGCUCGUCUUUUAUUCCGCGGGCGCUUCUAGGACGAAUCGGAGGUAGCCAAGAGUCAAGGUGGUCUCAACCACCACUGACAAGGUGA